CACCUGCUGCUGGAACAGUUGCUGGCGAGGCGUGGCAGCUGCGGGACGUUUCUCAUCUCGACCCCGGGCCAGCCGUGUGCGUGUGUGCGUGUGCGUACAGCAGGUUGCUCAUCGGUCUGCAAGUUUGCAGAAGGUACUUUAAGGGAAAAGUUAUAAAUCUGGCCUGACACCUUUAUACUUGAAUGAUGUUCUGCAGAAGGAUUACUUGGUUCAUCUGCAUUUUUGUGACUAUGGUCAUGGCUGCUGCAUACAGUGAUCCACAUUCUAUUAAAGGAUCAUCCCCAAUAGUACCAGCUCAGGAGAAUAAGGACACAGCAGCUGUUGACUUGGAGCCACCAUCAAAAAUCAGGUCGCCAGCCGCUACAGAGAGCGGGGCCAGCCCUUCCGCACAACCGCACAGCCGCCGCAGCCGCUCCCCUGUCUUGACUGCAACGUCCUCGGCUACCUGCAGCGGUCGCCCACUUAACGUGACCGCCGUCUCUCUCCUUCGGAAACUAUCUGCAGAGGAGAAGGGGAAGAGGCUGAUUGAGGUGGCUGACCAGGGAACAGUGGACGAGCUGGAGACGCUACUCGCCGCUGGUGCGGACGUGGGGUCUCGGGACGUGAACACGUGGACUCCUAUGCACUUUGCGGCAUUAAGAGGAAACGUAGAGAUAGUGAAAUGCCUGCUCAGGAAUGGGGCGUUGGUGGACAUCAGGGAUAUCACACAGCAGACGCCUCUGCACGUUGCUGCAAGCAGUGGCAACGCCGCUGUAGCGCAGUUGCUGGUGGCGUUCUCUGCAGACCACCACGCCAGGAGGAGUGACGGGAGCACACCGCUGCACAUGGCUGCGUUGAGUGGCCGUGCAGCUGUGGUGCGGGUGCUUGUGGCUGCUUCUGCCGACGUCAACGCCAGAGAUAACAAAGGUCGGACGCCGCUGCACAGAGUGGCAUGGAAUGGCAGCGCAGAGGUGGUGAGAGCGCUGCUGGGUGCAGGAGCCGACAGGCGAGCCAAGGACGACACAGGGAGAACCCCACUGGACAUCGCCAGGGAGAACAACAGACAGCAGAUAAUAGACUUGCUAACAUGAGGUGACUUUGUAGGCCAUCAUGAAGCUGUCAGCCCAACAAACAAGUCUGGGGAAAGAAGAAAAGAGCGACUUUAAUUUCUUUUUAAAAUUAAGAGGAUAAAAAAAGGCAAACCUGCAGUCAUUCUUUGUAUACAUAUUUACACAGUACAUGUAACUAAAAACAUUCCUUCAUGAAAUCCUAAAAAGAAUAAAAAAAUACUUUGUCAUUAAUAAA
Molecule: messenger RNA, 1284 nt
Organism: Schistocerca piceifrons (Central American locust)
Lineage: Eukaryota; Metazoa; Arthropoda; Insecta; Orthoptera; Acrididae
Product: serine/threonine-protein phosphatase 6 regulatory ankyrin repeat subunit B-like
Exons: 5
Coding region: 183-1070 (295 amino acids)
Cellular component (GO): nucleus; cytoplasm
Molecular function (GO): protein binding
Source: RefSeq, a predicted model, not a curated record